Messenger RNA from Ixodes scapularis (black-legged tick), 973 nucleotides. RefSeq lists its product as uncharacterized. NCBI's taxonomy places the organism in Eukaryota, Metazoa, Arthropoda, Arachnida, Ixodida, Ixodidae. Bases 203 to 829 code for a protein of 208 amino acids. The transcript has 2 exons. The record is from RefSeq and is a predicted model, not a curated record.
UGCGAUAACUUGAGCGCAGUGACCUCCGAAUUCCCCGAGGUGUUCCAGGGGUUAGGUUGUGUGAAACGGGCAUACCACAUGGUGCUGAAGGAAGGAGCCAGGCCAACGGUGCAAGCAGCCCGGCGAGUCCCUCAAGCUUUGCGGCAGCCACUGGAGAGGGAGCUGCAGCGCUUAACCGCCGCCAACGUUAUCCGGAAAGUGGAUGAGCCAACUGACUGGGUCUACACCCCUGGAGGAUGGCCGGUGCCCCAGCGAGCUUCUAAUGGGACGCCGCAUUAGGUCCCGUCUUCCUGACUUCACGCCAGCAGUUCCAAAACCAGCCAGAAAACACACACAGGAUAACACUAAAGGAUGUUUUUUGAAGCCACUACGGGAAGGUGACGUGGUACGUCUGAGGGACAAAGGACAGUGGGUCACAAAGGGCCACGUGUUAAGGAACGUGGCGCCUCGUUCUUCACUGGUUGUCACGCAGGAUGGCCGGGAAUAUCGACGCAACAGAGAACACCUGCGACCAACGAAUGAAGACCUGCAGAGUUCCGAUCACUUUGAGGAGCACCUGGAAGAUUCCCCAGCCUGUGCCCUGACCAGCAUUCAAGCUACACCGGCUGCAUGGACCCCAACAGUGCAGCAUGAUGAUCCAGCCAUCCCAACCACAGUCGCUACUUCAACGAGAACUCCGACCAACUCCCCAGCUGCAGUCAACUCCACAGCGAGAACAGAGGAUGAUCUGGCUAGUGAACUUAGACCAUGUGUUACUCGGACAUCAACCCGAACUGUGCGGCGACCCCAAAGGCUAAACUACGAUCAGAACUUCCAGCAGCAAGCUUAACGGGCUUUUGAGUUAUUGCUUUUUAUAUUUCGUGUUUUGUGUAUUUUGUUUAUUUUCGUAUGUAUUUCUUGUUGGUUUUUCAUAGUCCAAAGAAAGGGAGAUGUAACAGUCUUGAUACUAGCGCCACCGCCACACUGAGUGAGA